This is a messenger RNA of Toxoplasma gondii ME49, 5785 nucleotides long. Its product is annotated as protein phosphatase 2C domain-containing protein. The transcript is spliced from 9 exons. The record is from RefSeq and is a predicted model, not a curated record. The coding region runs from base 1264 to 4734 and encodes 1156 amino acids. Gene Ontology annotation, molecular function: protein serine/threonine phosphatase activity. Gene Ontology annotation, biological process: protein dephosphorylation. Lineage: Eukaryota; Apicomplexa; Conoidasida; Eucoccidiorida; Sarcocystidae.
GAAAAGGCUCGCGUGUGACGCUAAGAUGUUUGCGUCUUGAAAUAGCGAAUGAGCAGGUCUAGGCGUGGACAGUUCCUCCCGCUGCGGUUCACAGACUUAUUUAGGUAUGAAAAUGUCGCGGUAGUUAAGUCGAAACGGCACGCACCGGCAGCAUGCAUCCUGCGGUCUGUGACCAUUUAUGCAUGGCGCUCGAGCACAAGGAACCUGGAAGAUUGCUGUAAGAGAGUUUUGCUUGGGUUUCCUGGCUUCCCCGCGUGGUAAUUGAACAAUCCUCUUUAGCCCUUCGAACAUGUUCUCCUUUCGUUCGCCGCCACGUUUCUGUCUCGAGGAGUAGCGUCCCCAUUUGGGAAUUCCCCAAAGCCACAAAAACGACGCAGAACCUCUGUUCGCCGGGGUAGGACUGUGCGACGUCAUUUCCCUGGCCGCAUUCCACGUUUUAUCGUGGUUGAUUUUUGCCUUUCCCUGAAUCCUUUCCGUGACUUAAUUCCCCAAGCGUGCUGUGCGCGUCCCAGUCCUCUCGGAGUCGAAGUUGAGUGUCGAGGAGACAGAGCCGAAGAAGCCUUUCAGGACGAGACAGGCAAUAUGUGCCGCAAAUCCACAGUUCGUCGCUUCUAGGAUUUGUGUCCCGAAACCGGGCCGAACGAUUUCCUGCGUGCGUCCACUUUGGCAACCGAAGAAAGACGGCUUUCCUCGAAGAGCCCUUCUUGGCUGCUUUUCCGGAAACUCCCGCGCAAAAGCGUCGCUCCCAAAACGCAGAUUGAAACGCAAGCAACCCGUCAUCACUCCCAAGAGCUACGCUUCUACCCCAUUUCUGUCGGUGUUCAGAACAACUCAUCGACAGUCGAAAUAGGUUCUUUGUAAGCGCGGCAACCGACCUCGACGUUGACGGCGGGCUAUCGGAUUUGUACGUCCUUUCCCCUACCCCAGUUGUUUCCGGGGAGUUUUCCGGCUUAUUUUCUCCCCCUUUUCGUCGAGACCGCCUUCUUGGUUCUCCUGCGUUCGCCUGCUGCCGUUUCUUUUUCCUGCCUUUCCCCGUCAACCUCGUCCCCUGUUUUCAACUCUGAACUGGGACGUGGUUCUUCGUUGGCGCAUGCACAGCCGUCCGGUGUCUCGUUUUUUUCGCCUUUGCCUUCCUCCGUUUCUCUCACCUGGCUUUCCUGCAAUGGUUUCUUCCCGCCCCUCCAGGAAUUGGCGCGUGCACCCACGCCCUUCGCUGUAUCCGCUGUAAAGAAAAGCGUUUUCCGUUUCCCCGUUGGAGCCUGCAUGCUGCGCCACAACCAAGCUGCCCCGCGACGCUUCUCACGAGUGCAGAGUCGACAAACGAAGAACAAGUCCGGCACAAGCACCCGAGAGUCAAGAAGGAAGCCAUCAAGAGACGAACAAGAAUUCACAUGCAGAGAUUCGGCGUUUCUUGGCGGGGCACUGACAGAGCAAAGAAUGUUUGUGGGCGGCUCUCCGCCGGAGGAGGUCAUGGGGGCUGCGGCAGGUACCCAGAAGAGCGUUGAGGAAGAUUUUUCAAACAUGCAUGCGAACCUAGGGAUCGAGGGCUCUUCUUCGAUGGACGCAGCCGCGAAGAGACAGUUCUGCGGAGCUGAGGCGCCAGUCUCCGUCCGUCUUGCCGGGGACGACGUCCACGCAGGUAGGGUGGCAGCCUGCCAGGGCGACGGGAAGCCGUUCGACGGUGACCGUGCUUCUUGUUCUUCUCUCUCGCUUGGAGCGUCGAAACCUGCGGUGCAUGGGCAGGUUGAGGGAGACGACUUGCCGCAAACAAAGAACCGGAGGGAAGAAGAGACAGACGCGGCGAGGCAGGAUAUGCCAACGCCCUCCCCUCUCUCGUCUUCCUCUUCUGGACGUCCUCCGUCUUCCUCCCAGCGGCCUGUUGCGUGCGUUGCGCCUUCCGAUUCGUAUGAAGAGCAGGCGCGUGACUGUGCGUCUGCGCCCUCGCUGGAGGAAGAGGAGGCACAUCGCUCUGUCACUCGAGAGUUAGGUUUUAAGGGCAUGCAGGAGUCGAUUCGCGACCCUGAGAGAAGUUCGCUUUCUCCUUCAGCUUGGGGAAACCCCCCAGGCUCCCACCUGCUUUCGGAGAGUGUCGGGAGCGCCGACGGCCUGAUGCAUGCGCUGUCGAGGCGAGACAGAGGGAAAGGCGACAUUGCAGUCGCGAGCCGCUUGGACUCUCUCGUCGCCGAGUCCGACGCGUCGACUGAAGCCGCCUUUCGUGUCGAGAAUGAAGCGCAAAACAGAAGUCCUUGCUUCCUCCUGCAAGGUCUUGUCGACGCGCUCGCUCCUCGGGAGGCACAGAUCUCCGUCCACGUCGCUGAGCAUAUUCCCGCCCUUGAGUCGGCGAUCCUUCGCUUUGCAACGAACCGGGCGAAGCUUCGUUUCUGCGAGUUGUUUCUGAGGGGUUUGAAAGCGCGGAAACAUUCCCCUUCGUGGUCUUUCAUGAUUCCGGGCGUGGUUAGUCCCCAGACUGGCCUCAUUUUCGCGUCGGGAUCACCCUUUCACUGGCCCCUGGGUCUCGCGGGCGCCAUCGUGGAGGCGGAAGAGCGCGCCGAGCGAGCCUUGCUGGCGGUCCAGGGCCGCAGUCGCGCCGCCGGCGGUUCGCCCGUGUCUCCUCUCAUGGAAGCGAGGGGCGCGGUCGGAGAGAUCCAGGCGGGAAGUCCGUGGACAGGCCUCUUGCCCGACGGCGCCGGCGGCCCAGAGAGCGCAGGCGGCGCCAGCCGCAAUCCGCCGUGCGACUGCCUGUGUCUCUGUCACGUGACGCGAAACAAAGAGGCGAAGAAAGAGGUGAUUUCCGAGGUUGUGGAGAGGUCUUUCGCACCCGAAGCCAUGCCUUCGCAUGCAAGUGUGUCGCGCCUCACGCAGGAGUCUCGCUGGAGCCAAGAAAAGACGCAGCCUACGGGGGUCUGCGGUCCUGGCUUACAGCCUGAGGCUUCGCCUCCUGGGUGGCCUAGGCCUUCUAGAGGGUGCUCCCGGGAGCACUCCGACGUCUCCUUGGUGUCUUCUGUUCCCGCUGCUUGCGCCGCGGACUCUGCCGCCCUCGUGUCUCCAGUGGGGUACAGCCACGCAGAUCCGGCCUCGGACUUUGCGUUAAUUUCCUUCGUCUUUUCUGCGGGUCCGCAGGACGAUCACUCGCCGUCGGGGUCCCACACGGAGGCGGGAGAUCGGCGGAGCAUGCAUCGGGGCAGCGAGACGCCUUCUUGCCUGCAUAGCUCUCGCAGCCAAACGAGCAACAACGGCGAAGAUGCGUCAGCGGAGGUCGCCUUUCCUCUGGAGUCCGUCGAAGCCGACGUUGCUGUCUCCCCGCCCUCGAGUCGAAAAGCUGAGGGGGCGACAAACGACGCUGGGGUCCCCGGCGGCCCUUGGCUGGUCCGUAGAAGGCACCGGCGCGACCGCGGCGAGGCGCGAAAGGCGGAGACGCCGGAAGCUGGCCAGGGCGACGACGCUCCGACGCAUGCAGCAGUUUCCGCCGACAGGGGGGAGAACGGGACACGGGAGGUACAAGAGAAAAGGGAGAAAAAACGCGGAGGAAAGGCGAGUCGAACUGGGCGAACUCGCCGGAAAAACAAACCCAUCACCAUCAAGUCCUACGUCGUCUCCAGUGACACUUGGCAACUCGGAUGCAUCGAGUACGGCAGUCACAGCAUGUCUGGCCAGCGGGCGUACAACGAGGACCGCGUUUGUGUCGUUCCCUCAGUCGAUGUCUGCACUCGCGAAGGGUGUUGCAAAGCACACACCAAGGCGAUGUUUUAUGCCGUCUACGACGGCCACAACGGCGAGGAAGCAGUCAACUACGUUCAAGAGCAUCUCCACAAAAAUAUUUUUCGGUCGCGCUCCUUCCACGGGGAUGUGUCGAAAGCGAUUCGUGCAGGGUUUAUCGCGACCGACAACGCUUUGCGUUCGAUGGUGAUGGAAAAGAUCCGGGGCGAGGGAUUUGAGGACCAGGAUAUCUCCCCCUUCUCAAGCGGCACGACGGCGUGUACGGCGGUGGUCCGCGACAUGCAACUCUACAUUGGAAAUCUUGGGGAUAGCCGAUGCGUUUUGUCUCGCGCCGGUCGCUCACAUCUCAUCACUGUGGAUCACUCGUGUCGGACGAACGCGGACGAGCAGCAGCGCGUCCGAGAAGACGGCGGCCACUACGACACCGAUGGCUACCUGAACGGGGCGAUUGGUGUCUCAAGGGCCUUUGGCGCGUUCGACAAAAACUGUGGACAGAAACUCUCUGGGUUGACGUGCGAGCCUCAGAUUCACAAAGAAACGCUACGAAGAGAGGAUGAAUUCAUGAUCAUCGCAUGCGACGGUGUGUUCGACGUGAUCAGUUGCCAAGAGGCUGUGAAUUGCGUACGUAAGCAUCUGAGAGGAGGCGGGACGGCAGAGACGGCAGCGCAAGCCCUGUGCAAGUUUGCGUUCGAGCGGCGGUCUCUCGACAACCUUUCUGCCGUUAUCGCUGUCUUCCAGCCCCCCGAGCGUCUUCAACAUAAAGACAAAAGACCUGCGGACUGGACUCCUACCACCCCCGGACUCGGCGAAGAAAAGGCUGCCACAGCAGAGGCCAGACCUUCGAGCUCGUCACGGUCUCCUUUGGCCGCCACCCAAAGUGGAGCCUCAGCUGGAGACCGCACUGGAGUCUCCGGUGGAGGGUCAGGCGCUGCAGGCAGCGGCGGGGACAGGACAGCCGCGGGCGAAGGACCACCCCGAAGGCGGAUCAACUUCGCCGCGCUAAAGGGUCUGUUGUAGAAACACGAGCUGCUAAAGAGCGGAACAACUUGUUGAUGCUAAUGGCGCCGACUAGUGCUUUCUCGGGGGGCCUGUGCUGUCAGUCUUGCCUUGUCGCCGAGUCCCGCCAACAGUGGCGAGGUUGAACAUCACGACGGGCAGGCAGUUUGUAUAUAUAUCCACACUUCGUUGACGUACCGGAAAAAACGAGGUCGAGAGACGGACUCUCCCGGCGCCACAGUUACGCAGCAAUGCGCUAAAAGGACCAGACACACUAUACCAGUAGUGAAGUGUAGGAUAACAGUCACGGCUCGAAAGAACUGUGUUGAGGUCGAGCCGCCGGUAGCCACAGGUUCGUGUAGUGGAAGGCUCGCGGCUUGUUCAGUGUUGGCACUCAAUACGGCAAGAUUUUUUCGUACGAUUUUCGGUGGUUCCGGCGCUGAAUUUGGAGACACAGUUUUGUGUCAACCUAGUCUCCGCUCUGUCCCCCUAGUUACGCACGAAGCGUAUUGUUUUGCACUCUUUGAAAUUCUCCAUCGCGCCCCCAGAAGCCAGCAGGCGGAGAGGUCCUAGAACGGCAAGUUGCCGAGGUGGUGAUCCGAGUUGCAGAGGGUAGAAACAUUGUCUCUUGAUGCAUGUGUCGAGGCAUAAAUAGCUUGCGCAACCGUUUCACGCGAAGAGGCUGGAGUAGCUUACAACCCGCGAGUGUCCUGAGGCAUCUGUACACCUCUUCUUCCUGUUGGUCAUAACAAUGAACACGUAGGGCAGUAGCUGCCGGAGCGGGCGGUGACGCAGACAGCCAAGACGAGGCGGCUUUGUACAAACAUCGAGACUACACGCCAGCUUCCGCGUUUCAAGGCUGUGGCCAAUUGACUUCUCGUGUGCACACGUGCAUGUUCUGUAUGUAUGAAAAUGGCUGUUGUGUCGCUCACACGACAGGGAGGAACCUGUCAAAAAGGUAUCCUCUUACGCCUGUGUCCCGGAUACCCAGUGUCGUACGAUUCCUUUUGGGCACGUGUGCUUGCGACAUCUGCUGAACUCUUGGGGGCUCCCCCUUCAAACAUGUACUGCU